Messenger RNA from Arabidopsis arenosa, 1523 nucleotides. NCBI's taxonomy places the organism in Eukaryota, Viridiplantae, Streptophyta, Magnoliopsida, Brassicales, Brassicaceae. The record is from the annotation of a GenBank genome assembly.
UGAAUACACACAAAUUAUUCAUUUAGGGUUCAUCAAUAGAGAUAACGUAAUAAUAUGAAAUGGAAUUAAAUAAUUUAUAUUGAUCCGUUAAUCGAGGUGCCAAAGAGAAGAAUUUCGAGGGAAAGAUAUUGAUUUGGUUUUGUGUUCUCAGAGGGAUGCGUGUUGUGUUGCUUUUUCUUUCAAGAAAUGGUUCUACAUGUUAUGUUGGGUGAUGUUGUAAGAAAGUUUGAAUAUGAGCAAUGGAGGUGGGGAUAGUGGAAGUCAGCAAAGAGAAUUACCUGGUAAGAGAAAGCUUUUCCGAGGCAGUGAUUUUGCGUUUUCCAUAGCGAGAAUGGCAGUGGCUCAGAUAUGCGAGAGUGUUGAGGUUAACUCGUAUCAGGAAUCACAGACACGCGAGGGCCUGAGGUUUAGUUCUUUUCAAGAAUCUGCUCUUGAAACACUAACCGAUGUAACGGUUCAGUAUAUCCAGAGCAUUGGGAAGACUGCUCAUUUGUAUGCUAACAUAGCCGGUAGAGUAGAUGGUAAUUCUCUGGACAUUGUUCAAGCUUUAGAGGAUUUGGGAUCUGGUUUGGGUUUUGCUGGUGUUUCAGAUACUGACCAUUGUCUUGCUGAUUCCGGUGUAGUCAAGGAUAUUAUUCGUUAUACUGGAGAAGCGGAGGAGAUGCCGUUUGUUUACUCUCUUCCUCGUUUCCCAUUUAGUAAAGAGAAAAAACCUGCUCCUAGUUUCUCUGAGGUUGGAGCAGAACCUCCAGAUGAACACAUUCCUGUUUGGCUUCCUGCAUUUCCCGAAACCGAAUUGUGUGAUCGAUCAGAGGAAACUAAUGCAGCCACAAUCGAAGGAGAAAUUCCGAGUAAAGAAAACGGUUCAUCUUUACCGAGUAUGCAACAUUCUUUCGAUGGUGGUAGGUUAGAUAUACAUAAAUCUACAAAGGAUGUUCGAGAAUCACCAGAAGCAGUAGUCGAAGGUAACCCGUUUCUAACUGCGCCUCUUCGAAUUGUGGAGAAAAAUGUGUCACCUGUGGUCCGCCCUUUGGAGAUUUCAAAUGAAGUUGUUAGGACCAACCACGUUCCUGAUAAGUAUAUGAGCAACAACCAUCACAUCCCAGUUCUUGAGGCAUCUGCAUCAUCGGAUAAAAUCAACAACAAGAACUGGUUAGCUGAAUUCGAGGAUGGAGAGAAGGAAUAUGUUGCAAGAAAACAACGAACUUUGGUACGUUUCAAGAUUGGGACUACAAAAAGAUCUACGUGUUUGGCAAAAAGUCGGAGCUUCCAGGAAGAGGGUUGGUUUCAAGAAAUUGAAGACAAGAGGGAGAAGAAGUCAGAAAUCAAAGAAAAGCGCGAAAGAAUUGACUCGCAAUUGUCAACACAGAUGUAAAAUAGGUAUUAUGUCAUUUCAGAAUUUGCAAACAAAAUAGCUUUGCAUCCUUAGUUUAGUGAUCGUUUGCAACUGGAAUACGUUACUUUUUAGGGUAAGAGAUUUUUACUAAUUCAAAAUGAUGGAGAAAUAGAAGGUUGUUUGGCCU